CAGAUGGCAGUGCUGUACACAGCAAGUGGCCCAAGUGGCAGAAAGAAGAGUCCUGGCACGCCUGCCUCUUCUGAAGGUCUUGCGUGUACAACAGUGUCAGGUACUGAGAGACCCAACUUGAUCCAUACCAACACAGAAGGACUGGCUUCACAGAGUGAAUCUAGAAACCUGUGUCAGGAAAAAUAUAAAGCCAUGUUCCAAGCCAAGGGCCCAGCCAGUACAGCCUCCACUCAUGAGGCAAAAAGUGACUCGGGGACAUCCAGUGUGCAGAGAUCCAAGUCAUUCAGCUUGAAAUCCCAGGUGAAGGAGACAUGCAGCGCCUGCCAGAAGACAGUCUACCCCAUGGAGCGUCUAGUGGCUGAUAAAUUUGUUUUCCAUACCACCUGCUUUUGCUGCAAGCACUGCCAUGCCAAGCUCAGCCUGGGCAGUUACGCAGCUCUUCAUGGAGAAUUCUACUGCAAACCACACUUUCAACAGCUCUUCAAGAGUAAAGGCAACUAUGACGAGGGCUUUGGGCGCAAGCAGCACAAGCAGCUCUGGUUGCAGAAAGAGGUGCAAACUGGGACUGAGACAGCAUGACCCGCCAGCUCCUCUUCCCCUAUUGUGAGGGCCUUGGCCUGGCGCUGAACUGAGCUGAUGGGAAAACAGUUGAGGUGGUGAAGGCUGCUGUGAGCAGGAAAGGCUCAGCGUGGUGGACUCCGGUGGGUUGUCUGACUUGGGUUGUAGGCCGUGGUUGUCCUGGACAGCUGCUCUCUGGGUAGAUCCAAAAAGCCCCCCCCCCCCAAUGGUUGGGUGAUAGUGGAGAAAGUGAAGAAUUUGUGCAAAUCAUGCAAGAACAGGCACGGGGUGAGGCUGUUAGCACUGGUGAUAUCCAUGCCAUAUAUGUGGAAUUUAUCUCUGGCACUACCCCUUGGCCAGAACUCCCCGUCCACUACUCACGUCAUGGCACAUACAUCUCCCUUCACUGUUAGAACCCACUCUGGCAACCCAUCCAUACAAGCUUACCACAAACCUGCUGACGCAGCUGGAUUUGGGGAGUUGACAAGUUACUCUGUCUCUUGCCUUUGAAUGUUAGUACAAAUAGAACUUCUGGAAGGUUUUAGGUGAAUAGCACCUUGCCAGAACCCUCCAUCUAAAAAAAGUUUGCAGUCCUAUUAGUUUUAGAGGCUGUGACUGGUCACUUUCCAUUCUGAUUGUCUUGGAUCCAGGAGCCUUGCUUCCAGAAAGAUAUUUUACAGUAGGAUAGGGAACACUGUCCAGGAUGUAACUGGAAGGCAUGUGAAAUAGCUAACUUGCUGAAGUUCAGCAUGUCCGCCUGGGAAUUCUGUAAAUACCAUUAAGAAUUCCAUGGUUAAAUGGCAUUCUGACCUUGGUUAAAAACAUGUGCUUUCACUUUUCUCCCUUGGUAAACAGACCUAGAGAAAGGGAUAUGUGUGUGAUAGUAUAACAACAUCUGGAAUCUUCCCCUCCACAUCAUGUGCAAAAGUGAUGGUAAAUUGGGCCAGGAAAUGUGAUUCUAAACUUUGCAUUCUCAUUUACAUCAGCUCAGCUCUGCUUAAAUAUUCAGCCUUAAACCCUGGGGAAACACUUGCUGGCUCUUUUAUAUUUGCCUUUUUGACUGGUUUGUGAUAAGCAUGAAUGUGUGUUAUGGCUAGAGCCUCAUGGUUUGCUCUUUUUUAAAUAUUAUUUUUGUAAUACAGGUUUUUUGAACGUUUCUUGCUACAUGUUGUCUUAUUAAAAGGUUUGAGAAUAGGGGGCAAGUUUGUAGUUAGUUAACAGAUUUUCCCAUACAUCAUGAGAUACUGGCAUAAACAUAGCAUGAGAGAACAAACAAUCAGAUUUGUUAAUAAAUUC
Molecule: messenger RNA, 1854 nt
Organism: Gekko japonicus
Lineage: Eukaryota; Metazoa; Chordata; Lepidosauria; Squamata; Gekkonidae
Gene: LIMD2
Product: LIM domain containing 2
Exons: 5
Coding region: 4-579 (191 amino acids)
Biological process (GO): actin filament bundle assembly
Cellular component (GO): plasma membrane; actin cytoskeleton
Molecular function (GO): actin filament binding
Source: RefSeq, a predicted model, not a curated record